Messenger RNA from Scutellospora calospora, 1044 nucleotides. NCBI's taxonomy places the organism in Eukaryota, Fungi, Glomeromycota, Glomeromycetes, Diversisporales, Gigasporaceae. The record is from the annotation of a GenBank genome assembly.
AUGGCUGAACAUAAGUUUAUUCUUCUUUGUAUGGGUAACCCUUUAUUGGACAUUUCCGUUGUUGCUGAUGAAACCCUUCUUAAAAAAUAUGAUCUAAAGGCCAACGACGCAAUUCUUGCCGAAGCGAAACACGAACCUUUGUACGAAGAAUUAAUCAAGUCUUACCAACCUCACUAUGUAGCUGGUGGUGCCGCCCAAAAUGUUGGUCGAGCUACUCAGUACCUUCUUCAAGAAAAAUUAACCAUUUAUUUUGGAUGCGUCGGCAAUGAUGGAUACGCUGAAAAAAUGCGUAAAGCCGCUUCGAAAGAGGGUUUAACUGUUAACUAUUUGGUUACCGAUUCGCGUCCAACUGGCACUUGUGCUGUUAUCAUUACUAAUAAUCAUAGGUCCUUAGUAGCAAAUUUAUCUGCUGCACAAGAGUAUAAGGAUUCUAAACACCUUGAUCUAGAUGAAGUAUGGAAAAUUGUAGAAAAUAUAAAAUUUUAUUAUAUUACAGGAUUUUUUAUUUCAUCUUCACAAAGUUCAAUUUUGAAAAUUGCUAAACAUGCAGCUGAAACGAAUAAGCCUUUCACGUUCAAUUUAUCAGCUCCAUUUAUAUGUCAAGUUUUUAAAGAACAUUUAAAUGAAAUUGUUCCAUAUUGUGAUAUCAUUUUUGGCAAUGAUUCGGAAGCUGAAGCUUUUGCUGCUUCGAAAAAUUGGGAGACUAAAAAUAUUAAAGAAAUUGCUUUAAAAAUGGCGAAUCUUCCUAAGAUUAAUACUUCACGUCAUCGUAUUGUUAUAAUUACUCAAGGCUCUGAGCCCACUAUCGUUGCAAAACAAGAGGAUGGUAGUAUUAAGGAAUUUUCUAUAAUUCCAAUUAAUGCCGAAGAAAUCGUUGAUACAAACGGUGCUGGUGAUUCUUUUGUUGGUGGGUUCUUAAGCCAGUAUAUUCAAGGAAAAACAAUUGAAGAAUCUGUUAAUGCUGGUCAUUGGCUAGCUAAUAUUAACCUUAAAUUUGUGGGCCCUACUUUUCCCGAUGAAAAAAUUCCCUAUACUUCUUUGUAA